AUUGAGAAAAUUGAGCCGUAGCUAUGCUGAUGACUUGCCUUAUCUCAUCCACCUCCUCCUUCACUCUCACCGCCUUCUCCCUGUUCCCUCCAAGACCAAAACCCCAUAAUUCAAAUCAAAAACUAAAUCGCUAUCAACAGAAUCAACAGUCUCCUCCAGUUCAAAUUCCAGUAAAGAUCUCUCGCCGAGAAGCUGCUUUGCUAUCGUCCCUGUCUUUUCUCUUGUCUUUCUCGCCACCUGACCCUGCAAUUGCAUUUUCCUUCGGAUUUUCAGGACCAAAAGACUGGCUCAAGGAGCAAAAGAAGAAGGCCUCGAGGUUCCUAUUGGCUCCUAUCGAUGCUUCUAGAGAGAGCCUCCGCUCCGCGUAUCUCCUGCUCGCUAGAGAAUCUGGUUAUACGGAUAAAGACGCCGAGGAGGUUCGAAGAUAUUUGAAAUCUGCUGCUAGGGAUUGCGUUUCGCAGGAUAGAAACUCGUUAGUUGCGUUUCAAGCAAGUACCGGAGUGGAGGUUUGCACGUUCAAAUUGAUAGUGAAGAAUGCAUCAUCUUUGCUUGAUGAUAGGGAUCCUAUAAAGUUGGAGGCUGAAGUGAUACUAACUGAUCUUAUCAGGUCUUUUACUUCACUUAGUGCAGUAGCAAGUGAGAAUGAUAUUCGACUUUCUUCCAAUAGACAAAAAGUGGCAGAUGCACUUAUUGAUACUAUAUCUUCCCUAGGAAAAUUUGAGAAGAGCAUUAAGGACUGCCUUGAAAUUUGACCUUCUAAUCUCAUCAUCAGUUGAAAUUUCUCUGAUGUUAAUGUUAUUUAUUUCAAGGUUCUGCUGACACUAUGAUCUUUUGGGGUCUGAACAUGGAAAGUUGUGGAACUGCAGGAGUAUGUCUAUUCAGAUUCGGUCUUUGUUGCAUUAUUUAUUCUUUUUUCUCUUCUAUCAUAUACUCUGCCAUUGUUUCUGCAUUUACAGUCUGUUUUGGGAGAAAAUUAUUCACGUACAUAACAAUAUUUUAAAUGGAAGAAAAUGUGUUUGUUGUCAACUUCUCUGAAAUGCUUAAUCUGGAAUCCCAGAAUCAUUCUCUAUCCCCCACAGAGAAUAACAAUUUGACUCUGCUGCAAGUGUUCCGUUGCUUUUUCCGUUUCAUUUUAGGUAAGCUCAGCUAAAUUGGAUCAAUGUGGAAACACAGAAUGAAAA
This is a messenger RNA of Carica papaya (papaya), 1181 nucleotides long. Its product is annotated as plasma membrane fusion protein. The record is from RefSeq and is a predicted model, not a curated record. Lineage: Eukaryota; Viridiplantae; Streptophyta; Magnoliopsida; Brassicales; Caricaceae. Gene Ontology annotation, cellular component: chloroplast.